Messenger RNA from Cordyceps militaris CM01, 825 nucleotides. RefSeq lists its product as uncharacterized. Bases 1 to 825 code for a protein of 274 amino acids. The transcript has 2 exons. The record is from RefSeq and is a predicted model, not a curated record. Lineage: Eukaryota; Fungi; Ascomycota; Sordariomycetes; Hypocreales; Cordycipitaceae.
AUGGCAUCGACAACAAAGAUACCAAAUACAGCCCACGCAGUGCCCAUGACUACGCAGCCCUUGGUUUGCCCCGCGCCGGUGUUGACGGCCGAUUUUGACGGCUGUAGGGUCCCCGGCGGAUUGGAGCUGUGGCAGAAUUGGGGAUAUUACUCGCCGGGUAUCUGCUUCAUUGGCUAUGUAGCACUAUGCACUCAGACAGCAGCACCGCCUGGUGGAUGGUCAAUCAGCAAGGACGAAACUGCGGUGCGGUGUGUACCAGUUGGUUACGAAUGCAACGACGAGACGUCCGAUCAAAGAUAUGCCACCUCGCUAUACAAUGACAUGACGCUCUCUGCCCCGGCAUUCGAAAUCAGGUGGCGCAGCGCGGAUGUCAACGGUCAGUUCACCCGGCCACCCACAACCUCGUCAAGUGCACCGGAACCGACAGUGUCAAGAUCUACAGGACAGACCGUGAGCAACAGCUCAGCCGCAUCACCCGUCCCCUCGGCAACGGCGCAGAAGGGGCCGACGAACAUGUCGUCAGGGAAGAUUGCCGGAAUUACUAUUGGUGCUGUGAUCGCCAUCUGUGCCAUGCUGGCGGCUGCAUUUCGAAUGCACUUUCGGCGAAAGAAGGUUUUUGGAAAGGCACAGCCGAAAACGCAAGGCGUCCGAGGGCGUGGCGAGGCUGCAGAACUCGAGUUUGUUGCUCCUCUUGCCGAGCUGCAGAGUGAAGGACCGGUCAAAGAGCUGGACAGCAACCGACCGAAGCAGUACGACGACUACGCUGCGGUCAACAAGGAGCCGGUGGAAUUGCCUGGUGAUACGACGCUUCGGACACUGCCAUGA